Molecule: messenger RNA, 2727 nt
Organism: Closterium sp. NIES-65
Lineage: Eukaryota; Viridiplantae; Streptophyta; Zygnematophyceae; Desmidiales; Closteriaceae
Source: the annotation of a GenBank genome assembly
AUGUAUGCAUUGUCUACUAGUGUUGAGGGUGACUCUUACCUGCGUGUCCCGCCCGACCCGGGCAUUGCGUCCAGUGAGGCUGCCGCUCUAGGUGCUAGUGCGUCUGCUGGCCCAAGUCCUGGUGAGGCUUCUGCUCUAGGUGCUGGUGAGUCUGCUGCUUCAGGUGCUUGUGCGUUUGCGCCUUCAGGUACUGUGUCUACUGAGGCACUGCACACCUUCACGCUGGACUCAAGUGCUUCUCGUUGUUUCUUUUGGGACCGCACUGCUCUAGCGCAGCUCCCCAGGCCUGUUGCUGUCUCCCUGGCUGACCCUCUGGGGUUCCGCCCGGCGGAGGCUCCUCUGCAGACCCUUCACAUGGACGUGUGGGGCCCAGCCCACGUCCGUGGACAGGGCGGAGAGCACUACUUUCUGCUGGUAGUUGACGACUACACGCGUUACACCACGGUCUUCCCCUUGCGCACCAAGGGUGAGGACCCUGAUGUCCUGAUCCCUUGGAUCCGCGCUACCCGUCUCCUGCUGGAGAGGCGCUUUCACACGGACCUUCCCAUCCUGCAACUGCACUAUGACAGAGGUGGUGAGUUUUCUUCCGGCCUCUUGAGGGCCUUCUGUCAGGGGGAGGGCAUUGAGCAGACGUUCACGCUUCCGGCCUCUCCACAGAAAAAUGGGGUUGUUGAGCGCCGCAUUGGCUUAGUCAUGGAGGUCGCUCGUACCUCCUUGAUCCAUGCGGCUGCCCCCCAAUUUUCUGUGGCCGUUUGCGGUCCGGUACGCCGCGCAUCAGCUCAACCUCUGGCCCCGUGUCUCCGUUCCGGAGACCUCGCCGACACUGCGUUGGACGGGAGAGUUCCCUGCGUCUUCCUCGGCUUCCCCCCUGGCGCGCCUGGUUGGCAGUUUUACCACCCCACCUCGCGCCGUGUUCUGUCCUCUCAGGAUGUCACGUUUGACGAGUCGGUCCCCUUUUACCGUCUCUUCCCCUACCACACUGCCCCGCUCCCCCCUCCGCCGCUCUUCCUCACGCCAGUCGAGCCUGUCGAGGUAGCUGUCGACACUGGUCCUGCGCGAGGUACUGAGCCUGAGCGUGCUGCGCCUGGAGGUGCUGAGACUGGGGGUGCUGAGACUGGGGGUGCUGAACCUGAGGGUGCGGAGCCUGCGGGUGCGGGGCCUGGGGGUGCGGAGCCUGGGGGUGCUGAGCCUGGGGGUGUGGAGCGUGGGGGUGCGGAGCCUGGGGGUGCUGAGCCUGGGGGUGCGGAGCCUGGGGGUGUGGAGCCUGGGGGUGCUGAGCCUGGAGGUGCGGAGACUGGGGGUCCUGCGCCUGGGGGCGCUCUCUCGUCCCAGCAGCUGCGUGAGUGGUACUCUCAGCACUGUCGCUGCAGACGUGGUGCUGUGGGAGCUGGGGGUGCUCGUGGGGCUGGAGAUGAGGGCGCUGGAGCUACUAUUGCUGGUGUCGCUGCCGACCCUGGGGUUGGCGCUAGAGGUGCUGCUGGAGCCGUUCGAGGUGUUGGGGCUAGUGGUACUGUAGGGGCUGGACUGGAGGCGCUGCCGCUCAUCCUACUGGAGGUGGUGGAGCUGACGGUGCUGCUUGUGCGGGUGCUCCUGGGGGUACUGGAGUUGGCGCUACUAGAGCUGCUGGAGGUGCUGCGGGAGUUGGAGCCGGUGCUGGGGGUGCUGGUGCUGUCUCUGCUGGUUCUGGGGGCGCUGUACGGCCGCAGCCGUACUUUGUUCCGCUCCUUCAGCAAGUUCAUGUCACGUCCUGCGUCGCCUAUCCGUGCUGCUCGCACUGGUCGUCGUGUUCCACGUCAACGUCUUCCUGCUCUCCCAGGCAUGCACCGGAUGGCGCUUCGUCCUUCCACUACUCCACAGCGGGUCCCUCUGCCGUCUCCUCCUACGUCCUCUCUUCCUGCACUAGCUGACCCGGAGUCUGACUCCCUUCGUGCUGCUAGUCCUAUUGUCACGCGUCUCCUAGCCACUGUUGUCGCCGACCCUUCCUUUGAGUCCACUACUGCGUCUGCCUUAGUUUCUGAGCUUGUCGACUUUGCUGCUCACUGUCGUCUAGACUACGCCGCGAGUCUUGUUGCUGAGUCUGAGUCUGUCUGUCCUCCGUCCGUUGGGGGUGAGUGUGCUCUUGGCACGGACGUCGUUGAGGACAGGCAGGAGGAAUUUGAGUGCUUUGCAGCUGACGUACCUCAUCUCGUGUCCAAGCUGAUUGCACCUGAGGGAGACCCGGAUGCACCAGACAUCCCGACCCCGCGCUCUAACGCAGAGGCGAUAGAGGGUCCCUACUCCUCUCAGUGUCAGCGACAGGGAGUUGACUUCUUCCAGACCUUCUCCCCGACCCCGAAGAUGACCACUCUUCGGGUUCUGCUGCACGUCGCUACUCAGCGUGACUACGAGCUUCACUCUCUUGACUUCAGCACUGCUUUCCUACAGGGCAAACUGCACGAGGAGAUCUGGCUGCGCCGCCCUCCUCGCUUCACUGGGUCGUUUCCUCCUGGUACCCAGUGGAGCCUCAGGCGGCCAGUCUACGGUCUCCGCCAGGCGCCCCAUGAGUGGCACGACACACUGAGGACUACGCCUGCGGCUCUUGGGUUUGCUACUUCCACUGCUGACCCGUCGCUGUUUCUACGCACCGACACUUCGCUGCCGUCGUUCUACAUCCUCGUGUGCAUCGACGACUUGGUCUUUGCCACUGCUGACACUGAGGGACUCACCCACGUGAAGUCGGAGCUGUAG